This is a messenger RNA of Babesia microti strain RI, 1605 nucleotides long. RefSeq names its product Regulator of chromosome condensation (RCC1) repeat. Gene Ontology annotation, cellular component: cytoplasm. Lineage: Eukaryota; Apicomplexa; Aconoidasida; Piroplasmida; Babesiidae. The record is from RefSeq and is a predicted model, not a curated record. Bases 1 to 1605 code for a protein of 534 amino acids. The transcript has 2 exons. Gene Ontology annotation, molecular function: guanyl-nucleotide exchange factor activity.
AUGGAAGAAUCCUGGUCUUGUCCAACUUGUUUGGUAACAAACAGUUGCGCUGACGAAGUUUGUGCUUGCUGUUGUACCAAACGGGCUGAGGGUUUCAAAACAUUUGUCCCGAUUAAGAAGGAAUCCAAUGUCAAGGGGGUAAAAAAGGAGAGAGUGGAACCAGCAAGCCCUACUGAUAACAAAAAAUCCGCCGCAGGUAGGAAUAAUGUCAAAGUUAAACGGGAAGGUGCCAACAUUUCCAAUAUUGAAACAACAGUCGCGAAAAAUUUUAGCGGUUGCUUUUUGUAUAUUUGCGGCUCUAGUGAAAUGGAUCAGAUACCCUUGACCAGUAGAGAUGAAGUGGCUGUCAGGACUUCGGGGGGAGUGACAAAUUACACUGAUACUUAUGAAGCUAAACUUCCAAAUCCAAUUGUAUAUUUUAGAAAGAAACCCAUUAAAAAAGUGGCUUGUGGCGCUUUACAUACAGCAGUGUUGUUGGAGGAUGGUACGGUUUACACUUUUGGGUGCAAUGACUUAGGAGCUUUAGGUAGGAAUGUCAGUGUUAUUGACAAGGCGGGGAUGUCAGAUGAAACGGAAGCAAUGCCUAUUAAGAUGAAUGAUAAGAUAAUUGACAUUACAUGUGGCGACAAUCAUACUUGUCUACUCACAGCUAGUGGCGAUGUUUAUUUGACCGGAAGCUUUAAGGACACAAGUGGGCCAAUUGGCUUCCCCGACUUCACAUCUGAGGAUACAAAAAUAUUGGAUAAAGUGACAUUGCCAAUGAAAGUUGUGUUUGAUAAAAACAAGAAGGUCACUAUCACGAAUAUAUCAUCUGGGGAAAACCAUGUAGUGUGUCUUAAUAGUAACACUGGAGAGUUGUACGUGUUUGGUAGUAACGAAUAUGGCCAAUUACUACAGCCUAUCACUGACGAGACCUCCAAUCUAAGUAGUGAAAAAUUGCAUGAAAUAAAAGGUAAAAAAUUGUACCCCAAACUAAUAGAUCUUAAGAUUUUAGGGUUGAGAGGAUCUACUAGAUCGCAGGAAGCAGAAAAAAUUGCUAAGGUAUUUACUGGAUAUGCUACCACAUUCUUUGUCACAAAUAAGCAACGUAUUUUUGGCUGUGGCAGAAACGCUCAAGGUGAAGUUGGUGUAGGAAACCCGAUGACUUUUAUUGAUAAACCAAAAGAAUUGACCAGUUUUAAUGGCAAGUCAAUAUUGGAUAUAAAGGGUGGGCAAUUUUUCUCCAUGGCAUUGGAGAAGGGAGGAGCGGUGUAUACUUGGGGUAAAACUUGUUUCAGUGGCCACUCUAUUAAGGCAAAAAAGAUAAUGACACCAAAACGACUGAAUAUAUGUGGAAAGUUAGGUGCCGUUUGUAUCUUCGUAGGAUCAGAUUAUUCGUUCGCCAAAAUGUCAAAUAACAAUGUAUAUGCUUGGGGGUCUGGGCAGAACUACGUUCUUGGCAAUGGCCAAGAUAUCGAAUUCCAGCAAAAGCCAGUGCUUGUAGAUUUAGGAAAAUUGGGUACAGUUACUUCUAUUUCCGGCGGCGCACAACACACCGUUUUUCACGUGAUCCCAGAAGCACAAGAACAUGGAACUUCUGGUUCUAAGAAACGCAAAACCAGUUGA